Molecule: messenger RNA, 1427 nt
Organism: Aedes aegypti (yellow fever mosquito)
Lineage: Eukaryota; Metazoa; Arthropoda; Insecta; Diptera; Culicidae
Gene: Tango14
Product: dehydrodolichyl diphosphate synthase complex subunit nus1
Exons: 2
Coding region: 245-1072 (275 amino acids)
Cellular component (GO): dehydrodolichyl diphosphate synthase complex; endoplasmic reticulum membrane
Molecular function (GO): ditrans,polycis-polyprenyl diphosphate synthase [(2E,6E)-farnesyl diphosphate specific] activity
Source: RefSeq, a predicted model, not a curated record
AACAGUAGUUGUACCUUGCGUCAGCAGCGGUGACGUUCUCGUAAACGGAUGGACAGAAAAGAACACAGUCCAUCAUUCUCAAUCAAAAAUCGUCGUCGGAAUUCUCGUCUAUAGAGCCAGUGAUCAAUCAAAACGUCUCCUAGCGAUGGGAUGCAUCUGAUCGCAGCGGAGGCAACGGGAAAACGGACCGUGUGAUCGGGCGAUAGGUUCCAGCGCCAAACCAGAAGACAUCCCGACAGCCACCAUGUCGACAGAAGUGGAUUUAUUAAAACUGCCGGCCUUAUUGGUGCUAUUGCUGGUGCAUUCACUUUACGAGCUGUUUCUGCGGCUUCUGCUGGGUUUCAGCUGGGCUCGAAGGAAGCUUGGCACCGUGCAGAGAAGACUGGUCCUACACAACGAAACAGAAGCGGAAUAUUCCACCCAGCAAAUGCGCUUCGAGGACGAUGUAAUUCAGUAUGACGUUCGCGGUUUGGACAAGAUUCCUUCGCAUUUGGUGGUGAUGCUCGGUCCAGAGCAACCGGACUAUAAGCAGCUGGCUAGAUUCAUUUCCUGGUCCAUGGCCGCCGGCGUGGGACACGUUAGCUUCUACGAUCAUCGCGGUUUUUUGAAGCGCAAUGCCUACCUGAUAAAAAACUUCGCCAAGCGGCAGCCCUUCGCCAAGACCGAUCAGAUAGUGUGGACUCAUCAGCUGAAAAAGGGCACGGUCCCUCUGCGGAACGGCUACCACCGACUCGUGGUCGUUAGUUGCUUCUCCCCGGAGGACGGUAAACGGAGCGUAGUGCAGACCGCACGAGCAAUCAGCGAUCAACUGACAACGGGUUCCGUUGCUUCCCCUUCGGAUAUCACCGCAGAACUGGUGGACCAACGACUGCAGGAUCAGUUCCACCACAUACCGGAUCCGGAGCUGGCCGUUUACUUUGGUUCGGUGUGUUCCACCUAUGGGAUGCUACCGUGGCAGAUUCGGCUGACGGAGUUCCUUCCCCUGGGAGCGCGAAUGCAGGAUGUGAAACCUAGUCAUUUCGUAAGCUGUCUGUAUCGAUUUGCCAAAUGCGAGCAACGGUUUGGAAAGUGAUCCGGUCGCUGUACUCUUCAUCGGUUACUCUCAUCCAUCGUUCCCCCCCACGUCGAUUAUACCGUAAAAUGGUUAUCUAUUUGUAAAUAUUGCGUCUGAUUCAGAGGUUUGAAUGGUCUGAUCACGUUGCCCCAAUCCCCAAUAAUGGUAAUCCACUAGUGAGAAUUCGUUUAAGACAUACCUACAUUAAAGCUAAGUGCAUUUCUGGAUGCAUACAAAGUCAGGAACUAUCCAUCGUAGAUUUUAAGAGUGAAGGGAAUGAAACAUGUUACGACGAACGCGAAUAAGUAUACAUCAUUUCCGUGUAAUUGAUGGUAUAGCUGAAUAAAGUGAAUAUGAAUCAAUGAACUACCUA